AUGUACAGUCUUGAUUUGGGCCCCGGUAUUGCCCGUCAGCUCCUGGUGCUAUUCCAGAGCUGCCUGCCUUCCACAUGGAGGUGGCGGCACCUUUCCAGCCAGGUGAGCCAGAGGAUGGAACUGACCCAGAAGGUCCUUCCUGAGUCCUUCCUCAAACCCUUCUAUGCUCUCACUUCCCUCACAGAACGGGAGGAUGGAGCACUGUUGGCACCACCACCACCUCCUCCUCCUCCACCGCUACCUCCCCCAACUCCCACAGCGGUGGUCAGUGCCCCCCAACCACCGAUGUCCCCUGACGUGGUAACUGUGACUGGCAAGGUUGCCAGGGGAGAGGACACUGGCAGCGGCGUGGCCCACUCAGCCUCUGUUCAGGGAGCCCCUAAGGAGGUGGUUGACCCCUCCAGCGGCCGGGCCACUCUGCUUGAGUCCAUCCGCCAAGCCGGGGGCAUCGGCAAGGCCAAGCUGCGCAGCGUCAAGGAACGCAAGCUUGAGAAGAAGAAACAGAAGGAGCAGGAGCAAGUGAGAGCUACCAGCCAAGGCGGAGACUUGAUGUCAGAUCUCUUCAACAAACUUGUCAUGAGGCGCAAAGGUAUCUCUGGAAAAGGACCUGACACUGGCACCAGUGAGGGGCCUGGUGGAGCCUUCAGUUGAAUGUCAGACUCCAUUCCACCUCUGCCGCCCCCACAGCAGCCAGCAGGAGAGGAGGACGAGGAUGACUGGGAGUCCUAAGAGUGCUUUGGCCCUUCUCCCCCACCAGCAGGAACAGCCUGCAGGGGCUCCUGGGCCAGUCGGAGCCUGUCAGGCUCUGUUACCCAAGGAACUGCAGGGGUUUGUGCAGGAGUCCCAGGCCUGUGCCUAAAUUCUCUUCAUGGAGCCGGGCUCUGUGAGCCGUCUGCUGCCUUCCCUGUUUCAUGCGACUGCUUCACUGGAUCCUUCCCCGAAGUGCUUCUUCCUUUGAAGGAUCCUGAGAGAAAACAGCAACAUGGUGGACUAAAGAAAGUAACUGUAGGCCUGAACCCCAGCCAAGAGUGGCCUUUUAAUAAAUGAAGAGCAGCCAUGCGGGCUGUGGCUUCGGAGAAGGUGAA
Molecule: messenger RNA, 1085 nt
Organism: Rattus rattus (black rat)
Lineage: Eukaryota; Metazoa; Chordata; Mammalia; Rodentia; Muridae
Product: WASH complex subunit 1-like
Exons: 4
Coding region: 1-651 (216 amino acids)
Biological process (GO): Arp2/3 complex-mediated actin nucleation; endocytic recycling; retrograde transport, endosome to Golgi
Cellular component (GO): early endosome; WASH complex; recycling endosome
Molecular function (GO): gamma-tubulin binding; alpha-tubulin binding; actin binding
Source: RefSeq, a predicted model, not a curated record